Molecule: messenger RNA, 852 nt
Organism: Nannizzia gypsea CBS 118893
Lineage: Eukaryota; Fungi; Ascomycota; Eurotiomycetes; Onygenales; Arthrodermataceae
Product: beta-lactamase
Exons: 1
Coding region: 1-852 (283 amino acids)
Source: RefSeq, a predicted model, not a curated record
AUGAAGAUCUCCCCCAUAGCUCUGCGAUAUCCUAUAGCCACCCUCCUCAUGCUGAUGAAGGGUAUAACGAGUGGGCAUCCUUGCACGAAAUUGCUCGCGAACUCUGACACCAAACGCGAGGGCUACGGGAAGCUCAGGUGGCCUCUCACCUAUAUCUCCGUUUUCGUCAACGCGCGCGGCAACAGUACAUAUAAUGCCAUCUACGAGAAUCCCGAAACCUUCCCAGGAUGGCAAUCGUACUAUCAAUCAACAACCAAUCAGUAUAGGGAAGAUGUCAAAGAAAGCAGAGAGGAGGGGUUCCGACCUAUCCAAAUCGAUGGUCAUAGCGGUUUCGCCGUGCCUAGGUUUUCUACCCUCUGGAAUGACAACAAGAAUGAGAUGCCAUGGGCGGAGCAUAUCAAUCAGUCCGGUGACGAGUUCACAAAAGCGUUCAAAGACUACGUUAGUAAUGGCUACAGACUUAAAAGCCUGAGCGGGUAUGGCUUCAAUGGCCAGCAGCAAUUUGCUAGCGCGUGGGAGAAAACGCCCGGUGCUCCCCAGAAAGCGUACAUUGGCUUGACUGCCGCCGAGUACCAGACCACAUUCGACCAGGCGAGGAAAGACGGAUACUACCCGGUGCGAAUCAGCCCAUACAAUGUCGGCAAGGAGGUCUGGUUUGCUGGAAUUUUUGAGCAAAUGGAUAGCAAGGCUGCUAAGCCAGAGUGUCAAUGGGGAUUGACAUCAGACGAAUACGUGGAGGUAUUUAACAACUGGACGAAGAAGGGUUACAAGCCAACUGUGGUGAACGGGUAUCUCGACGGAGAAGAGAAAUAUGCUGCCAUCUUCAACAAGUUUACCAAUGUUAAAGUGUAG